This is a messenger RNA of Penicillium soppii, 1350 nucleotides long. Its product is annotated as FAD-binding oxidoreductase. The coding region runs from base 1 to 1350 and encodes 449 amino acids. Lineage: Eukaryota; Fungi; Ascomycota; Eurotiomycetes; Eurotiales; Aspergillaceae. The transcript has 2 exons. Gene Ontology annotation, molecular function: FAD binding; oxidoreductase activity. The record is from RefSeq and is a predicted model, not a curated record.
AUGGAUCAACUAGUGAAUUUCCUCGCUCGUCACCCUCACAUUCACUAUUCUACCCUUUCUUCUCCAGACUUCGACAAUUUACGCCGGGGUUAUGUGAUCAAUGACACGAUACCAGCAAUGGUAGUGCGACCUCGUUCGGGUGCCGAUGUUGCCAGUCUGGUCUCUGUUCUGAAAGCAAACGAUCUACCAUUCUCCAUUCGAGUCGGUGGACAUGAUAUGUUUGGCCGGUUCCAAGUGAAAGACGCCAUCACUAUCGACCUAAGGGAGAUACAUUAUAUCCACGUCGACCGAGAUAGCCAGACGGCCCGCAUUGGUGGUGGUGUGCUCGUCAAAGAUUUACUCCAGGAGCUGGAUCAACAUGGCAUGGUUGUGCCACAUCCUGUGAUUUCAAGCGUUGGAUUUGUUGGCUGGGCAACCCAUGGUGGCUACGGUCUCCUCAGCGCUGAAUACGGCAUGGGAGCUGAUCAAAUCCUCCAGGCUAAGUUGGUUGACGCCAACGCAGUGGUUCGUGAUGCAGAUGAAGAUAUGUUGACUGCAAUCCGAGGGGGAGGCGGAACACUGGGUGUCAUCGUCGAGCUAACUAUCAAGGUCUAUCCUUUGUCUCAGAUACUUGCGGGUUUCAUUAUAUAUGACUCCACCGACCUGUCAACUACCAUCAAACGAUACAAUGAUGCUUAUCGUCGGCAAACAGAGGAAGGAUUUCCAAAAGAACUCAAUACGUUCCAAUCUGUUAUCAAUAGCUCGGGUAGUAAGGUACUGGCAGUUCUGUUCGUUUGGGCGUCAUCCAACCUGAAAGAGGGGCAAAAAUGGAUAUCCAAACUGCUCGCAUGGUCACCUGUAGCUACAAGCACUGUUUUACCCACCACGAUGUCUGCAUUUAACGAAAGCACAAAGACGAUUGUUCCCACGAUGGUUUAUGGAAGAUCUCUGACUAUCAGCCUCCGGGAUCUCACUUCUGAAGUGGUGGAUGUCAUGAGCAAGCACGCGAUAUUGCAGCCUAAUAGUCCGGCCACCAUGUUUGGGAUGCAUGAGCUGCGCGCUUGCGCCCCACAGCCUUCAUUGAGUACGGUGAUAGACACUCGCUGUCAUCAUUUCGUGUUGGAGUUAUUGCCCACUGUCCAGGACGUCGCAUUGCUGAAUGCCGCACUUGUCUGGGCUCACGGAUUUUACGACGCGUUGCUGAGAACAGAUUCUGCUAACAUCCUGACGUCCACAUACCUUCCACUCACUGAACCAAGCAAAGUCAACAUGAAAGGAAUAUACGGAGAGAAGUUUGAAACUCUGAAGCGCAUCAAGCGUCAAUAUGACCCCGAUAAUGUCUUCAAGCUUGCUUUGGUGCAAGUGCGAUGA